Molecule: messenger RNA, 1206 nt
Organism: Brassica oleracea var. oleracea
Lineage: Eukaryota; Viridiplantae; Streptophyta; Magnoliopsida; Brassicales; Brassicaceae
Product: putative FBD-associated F-box protein At1g05080
Exons: 4
Coding region: 34-1206 (390 amino acids)
Molecular function (GO): protein binding
Source: RefSeq, a predicted model, not a curated record
ACUCGUUUUCGAGAUACUACGGUGAUACGGAAAAUGAUUUCUGCUACAGAAAAACCACAAGAAGUCAUCAUUUCUCAGAGUGUUCGAGAGAGAAAUUGUGAAGAUAGAAUCAGUGCACUACCUGACGAUCUGUUAGUAAAAAUCUUGUUGUUUGUUCCAACAAAAGAUAUUGUGACCACCAUGAUUUUGUCGAAACGAUGGCGGACUAUCUGGACAGAGGUUCCAAGACUCGAGUACGAAGACAUUGUGAGCAAUACUAAUAGUGAACAGAAGAGCGUUUGGUGGUUUCUUGAGAAGUCGUUGCAACUUCAUAAGGCACCUAUACUAGAAAGCUUGUGUAUCCAACUUAAAGAAAUAUGCCCUACUAACGUUGAUGUAGCAAAAUUGGUUGCACAAGCAGUUGAUCGUUCAUUGCGCAGGUUACUAUUUCAUCUUAGUUGGUUGGCAAAACCUACCAGCAUGCCCAACAGACUUUACACUUGUGAAACGCUCACUGAACUGGAACUCUUUAAUAAGAUUAUCUUGGGUGUCCCUCCUUCAGUUUGCCUCCCAUCCCUUGCAAAGCUAUUCCUCUUUUGUGUGGUGUAUAAAGAUGAUGUUUCUCUGGUCAGGCUUCUAUCAAAUUGUCCUGUUCUCAGAAUUUUGCUCGUGAUACGAUCUGAAGAAGAUGGCAAUGUGAAAAAGUAUACUGUCAAAGUGCCUUCUUUAGAGGAAUUCACCUACCUCUAUAAAAGGCCAUUAUCACUAGCGGAAAAUACUAGGUCCUUGGUCUUAGAUUGUCCGGCAUUAACGAAACUCUCUAUUAACGAUCAUUCAGGAGACUCUUGCUCUAUCGGGAAUAUGCCAAGCAUUGUUAGAGCAGAACUGUCUACUUUUUGCUACCCUGACAAAAAAAUUCUGAGACAUAUUUCCUCGGCCACGUCUCUAUCUUUGACUUUGACCGAGGAAUUGGUUUUGUGUAGACCCGACAACUUCUCUCAGCUUGUAGACCUUACAAUAACACCAUGUGACUCCGGCUGGUUGGAACAACUUAUGCUUAUGUUAAAAAGUAACCAUGAACUUAAAAGUCUUGCGAUCAAAUCUGUAAGCUGGGAAGCUGGGUCGAUGAGAUGGAUGAGCGAUGGGUCGAUCUUAUCGGUAAGGAAGAAGACCGGAUGGAAAGAUGGUGAAGAUGGCCGACUUGCUGUUCCUUUUAAUCCAAUCUAA